AUGCUAGCGCAACGCCUAGAAGAGAAUAAGAGGCAACUCAGCGUCAUUAAUGAUCGAAUUGAGCAGUUCGCAAAGAAUCUUCAACCUUCAAAUCUCAUCAUCAACGAUGUGUCAGAGUUCCACAACAAGACUCUUUACCAGUUAGAUAAUGAACAUCAGCAGACCACUUUGGCUGCACAGCAGCUCCAGCAACUUUGGAUCCUCAAAAACUUGAUCCACGAAACACAGCUUCUGUUUGAUCCAUUGAACGAAGGCAAUUAUGUCUGCGACAGCGUUGAGUUAGAAGGAAUACUUCAGAACAUCAAGAACCUAAAGCUGAAGAUCGCCCCUUUUCUUAAAGACAACUACAUCAUUGGCUCGAAUUUGCAGGAGUCGUAUGAGAAAAUUAUCGAGUCCUACCGUCAUCAAUUGGGUGUUUUGUUUACACGUCAUAUACAGCAAGAACUGGCAUCAGUGAGAAUUUCCACUUCUCUCACAAUAAAUGAGCAAACUCAUCUGCUCAAAGACUUCUUAAGAAUAGUUUCAGACUUUGAGGUGUUUACUGGUGAAAAUGUGGUGACAGAAACGCUCAAUAGAUUCAAGCAGCUGUGGGAUAAGUUUCUUUUAGAUCCACUCGUGAACAAGAAGAACUAUCUCCUGCUAUAUUCUGAAUCGGAAAACGAGACCGUCAUUGAACUCGCAGAUGCUCUUCCAGCUUCUCAAUUUCUCUCGAAGUACUACUUUGACUCUGUUCGCAACUUUACAGCGUUCAUUAACUUGCUAGAAAACCAGUCGUUCAAAAAUUACUACCUGACAAAGAUUAACAACAACAUUGUGAACAUGAUUUCGGAAAACAUCGAGCAGUUUAUGAGCAACAGAGAGCUGCUCUCACAGGAAUUGGUGAACACCGUUCAAGGUGCCCUGAAAACAGGUUGGAAUAUGCAGAUUUCUAGAUCGCUAGGUUCAGUUGACCAAAUCGACAGCAGCAUUAAUAGACUCCACCUUGACUGGGUCACGUCCAAAUACAUCGAUAAGGUCAGGAACUACUUUAAUAGUUCAAAAUUUGCAAAAGACUUGAAGAUUUGCCAGAAUAUUGAGAUCGAGAGACAAGAAGCCGCUUUUCAACCUCCUCCUCUUCCUCCUCCUCCUCCUCCAGCACAAAGCGAGCCUCAACCCUCAGCCCAGUCUGUUCUGGAACCUGAACAGGAUGACGAAGUUGAUUGGGAUCAGCCUUGGGGAUCAGAUGAGGAACAGGCUGCUGGAGAUGAUGAUGGUUGGGAUCGCGAUUGGGACGACGAUUGGGACGAUGACGACGAUGAUGCGGUCAAAAAAUCCCCCAUAAAACCAAAACAACAAGCUCAGCUAAAGCCAGCCUCCAUCCCUCAGACUGCUCCUUCCACACAAGUUGCGCCUCCUCCCCAGGCAACAUACACAGACGUUGUAACUACAAGCUCUGUUAUAGGCGCAGUUAAACAGAUUGUCAGCGAUUUUGUUUCUGAGACUGGACAGGAGAACUUGGACGAACUUCUUUAUGCUGUUUGCGAAUUUGCAUUAACAUCUUACCGACCUCUUCACGAGCUGCUUUUGUUAUACAAUGACCUUCAAGCGCUAGGUUAUGAUGAAACCAUAACCUUUGCAGAAGCACAAUGGAAACAUGCUCAAAUUCAAUUGCGUGGCCAGAUAAGCCUCUUUUUGAGCUCUAUUGACUUCACGAAUAAUGGGGGCUCCUCUGGCUCCACCGAAGAGUCGGUUGGUAUCACUGCUGCCAUCAGCAACUUCAAUAACAGUCUCACACAAUUAGUCGAAUCUGACAUGGCUAACACCAACAAAGGACUCUUGAAAUCUACGAUCGUGGGCUUGUGCAACUACGCCAAUACUUGGGUUUUAGACGGUAUACUCUCUUCAACAGAGUUGACUGAGUUUCAGUGUGAAAAGUUCACUCUCGUUCUCGAGAGUCUUGGCGAGGUGGAGGCAAAUGUGCUUCGCAGACUUGGGUCUGAAAGCAACAGAUUGGCCACAUAUAACAAGACUAAACAGGCCAUUUUACUCUUGAACAAUCAUCUCAACGACAUCAUGGAGCAUUUCUACCAGGGAGACUUCUUCGACUUCUCUACAGAGGAGUUGAUUCAGGUGUUGAAAAGUGUAUUUAUAGCUAGUGGUCUAAGAGAGAACUGCAUUCAGGAGAUAUUCGAAGUCCGGAGCAGUUAA
Candidozyma auris is the source of this 2187-nucleotide messenger RNA. RefSeq names its product Dsl1p (gene DSL1). The transcript has a single exon. Bases 1 to 2187 code for a protein of 728 amino acids. NCBI's taxonomy places the organism in Eukaryota, Fungi, Ascomycota, Pichiomycetes, Serinales, Metschnikowiaceae. The record is from RefSeq and is a predicted model, not a curated record.